Molecule: messenger RNA, 996 nt
Organism: Anthostomella pinea
Lineage: Eukaryota; Fungi; Ascomycota; Sordariomycetes; Xylariales; Xylariaceae
Source: the annotation of a GenBank genome assembly
AUGCAGAUUGCCGAUGUUACGCCUGAGCUUCUGGAGCGCCUCAUCCAACAGUUCGAAGCCCUGCGGAAAACGAAUAACACGCCUCAGGAUCAUCCUCCUGAGGACACGCUUGUGACGCAAAGUCUCCGACCCGAGCAUCAUGGAGUCUCUGGAGACGCACCACGGACUAUUCACCGACGUCGUGGCCCUGUCGAGGAUACGAGAGCACUUGCUGGCGCGGGGGUCCGCGCGCAGGAUCAGCCUGCUCUACCGGGCGGAGGUGGCGCAGACUCGACAGCCGCCGGAUCGCGAGAAAUCUGCACCACAUGCUUGAAGGAGAUACUCGAUGACAACCUGGACAUCGUCCAAUGGCACGGCGGCGCGUCGAGACACAGCCACCUCGAGCCGGACUUCGUGCGCGAGUGGGAGAAUGGGUUGCAGAGCAUCAGCACCAAGUCAGUUCAGAAGCGGCUUCGUCACCGCCACAGGAAGAAUCGAAGGUACAUCCGCACUCGAGAUGACAACGUCGUCGAGAAGGAUGUGACUCCAGAUAAGGACGAGCGCCCCAAGAGAAGGCGCCUGAAGAGGAAGAUUGCUAAGCACUUGUACGUGACGGAUUUCAGCAACCUGGUGGCGCGCAACGCGGAUGUGGGCAACACCACGACGGAGUCUCAACAACGCGCGUUGUUCUUGGCAGGAGCUCGAGAGAUAGCGAAGGACUGGGAGAAGCGCUCGCGCUCGUUCGUUCGUUAUUCGACGAAGAUGACGAUCCGCGCACUUCAGGACGACUUCCUCAGUGAGCUCCUGAAUGUAUGGAUAGCCUUCAACUACGCAAGGCUAGAGGCGGAUGCAGGCCAUAUCGAGGCCAUUUGGGUACCAACAGACGAAACCCCUGCUAACGGGCUCACCAAGCCCCUGGAGCAAGCAAAAUUUGAGAAGUUCGUGAAGAUGCUGGGAUUGGAGUCCUUGACUUACAAGGCACCGAUCGAUACGACGAAACUAGCUGCCCUCGCCUGA